GAAUGCCAAACAGGGUGGAAAGAAGGACUGUCGUGACCUUGCUCUGAACCAGAAAUAAUUUGAGCCAAAACAUCACAGCAAGUUAUCUUAAUUAGUCAAACGAGCGAGCAAGAUGCAGGGCCCGUCGGUUUUCACCAAGUUCUUCAAGGCUGUCAGAAGAAUAUGUGCACUGCUUCUGAUGACUCAUCUAGUGAUUCCUGUGCAGGGAGAACCCGUUGUAGCGUGUGGCAGCGCGGGGGAGAGCCUCGCAUGUACAUGCCGGUUUCGGUACGUCUCCUGCAGGCUUGGUGACCUGACUGAAGUACCAACCGGUAUGCGAGACGACACCAUCACCCUAGAACUCUGGGGGAACAAGAUCACGUCCAUCCCGAAAACGGCGUUUGUUAAUCUUACCCGGUUGUACAGCAUAGAUCUUUCUCGUAACAAGAUCUCGUCUGUUGAGGUCGGCGCUUUCGAUUGGCAAGCCGAUUCUCUUUACCAACUUUCUUUAAAUAACAACGAGUUAGAGACUUUGUCGGUUGGCGUCUUUCGAAACCUUUCAAAAUUCAGUUUCUUAGACCUCGACGACAACUCGAUAUCAUCCUUGAGCGUUGGGCUCUUUCGGGGGUUGCCAAAACUAGUGUCCAUUAGUCUCAAUGGGAACAGGAUUUCAUCUUUACCCGUGGGUAUUUUCGCGGACUUGCCAUUGAGUGAACUAAAAUUGGCCAGGAAUAAAAUAAAGAACAUCGACAACAUUCUGCCUGCCCUACCAUCCGAACUUUCGUCUUUGGAUUUAAAAGGUAACGGUUUAGGGAAUCUAAGAGCCGCUGUGUUCAGCGAGUUGCCCAAACUCGAGUCCCUUAAACUUGAAGCAAAUGAGAUGGAUUCUCUUCCGAAAAACCUUUUCCUUGGCCUCGACAAGUUGAGUGUUCUACGUCUUGACCACAACAUGUUCGUGGAGCUCAACCGGAGCAGCUUCGGUAGCCACCCUUUACUGAAACGCCUCAGUUUUGCUAACAAUUCCAUCAACGUAUCCAAGAAGUUGUGGGAAAUCGGCGUUGACUGCACGUGCGAGUGGAAACCCGUGUACGAUUGUCCAGAGUUUUCCUGGUUCGAUUCCAUCGUGACAUGUCUCCACCAAGUCGUUCUCGUCAAAAUAGAGAGAGCCAAGAAAUUCAAGACCAACAAAAGCAUCGGGGGACACAACUGA
Molecule: messenger RNA, 1189 nt
Organism: Branchiostoma floridae (Florida lancelet)
Lineage: Eukaryota; Metazoa; Chordata; Leptocardii; Amphioxiformes; Branchiostomatidae
Product: insulin-like growth factor-binding protein complex acid labile subunit
Exons: 5
Coding region: 113-1189 (358 amino acids)
Molecular function (GO): protein binding
Source: RefSeq, a predicted model, not a curated record